AGGUUGUAACACUCCCCUGAAAAGCGAUGUGGAGCUCGUUAGCUGUGCGUGGGCACCUGUUUGCUGUUUACAGACUGUCAUCAUGAGGGUGCCGCGCUGGGCUAAGUGGAUGUGACUGCUCUGAUUGCACUCCAUGGGAAAGCGAGAAGAAAUAGCCUACGUCUGAUCACCAACGCGUCAUAUAAUGUUUCAGCGGACGCCCCUCCCCCUGUCUCGUUUUUUCCCCUCAGUCAACCUCUCCUUUGACUCACAGAGGCGGCUCACCACUGGCGCACGUACUGUGGAGGAUAGGGGCAGAAGAUGGCUGACUUAGCCGGGCACUGCGAGCCCUCGGCGGCAUCACCAGCGUCACACGGGCCGCUGCAAAGCUGCAAGACAUCCGCCGUCUGGCGACUGUAAACAGCUGCUGGUGCCUCCUUCACCCCUCCUCUCCCCUCCUCACCGCAAAUAUUGACAGAAGUGUCACAGAGAAAACAUGGCAGAGAUGGAAAAAGAGGGCAGACCUCCGGAAAAUAAAAGAAGCCGAAAACCAGCUCGCCCGGUGAAAAGGGAAAUAAAUGAAGAGAUGAAGAGUUUUGCAGAGAACACCAUGAAUGAACUGCUGGGCUGGUACGGCUACGACAAGGUGGAGCUGAGAGACUCUGACAGCCUGGAGAUAGGGGAGACACCACAGCACAUCUCUGUCCUCAAAGAAAACUUGUUGCCAAAAAUCCCUGUUUCAACGGAGAGCAGCGAAGGAUCUCCUGAUCGAGCCAACAGCUCACAGUCCUUGCCAGCCUCUAGGAACGGAGUCACAGAGCCCUCCAACACACCAUCCACCUCCACGCCCAGCACCAAGGAACAUGGCAACCUGCCCAUCAUAGUUCCUAUGGUCCCCCCACCAAUGAUCAAGCCCCCUGCAGAUGAUGAUGUAUCCAAUGUGCAGAUCAUGUGCGCCUGGUGCCAGAAGGUUGGCGUUAAACGCUAUUCUCUGAGCAUGGGAAGUGAGCUGAAGAGCUUCUGCAGUGAGAAGUGUUUUGCCGCCUGCCGCAGAGCCUACUUUAAAAGAAACAAGCUGGGAUAUAUAAGGAAUUACACUGCGAAAGACGACGAUGGCCUCGGUGGGAAAUUACCCCUGCACAGCUUUACUCAGGACACGCCCAGGCUUGUCUUCAAGAUAAACAGCGAUGUGCUUGUGUGUGACUGGUGCAAACAUAUUCGCCACACUAAGGAGUACCUAGACUUUGGUGCUGGUGAGCGGAGGCUGCAGUUCUGCAGUGCCAAAUGCCUGAACCAAUACAAGAUGGACAUUUUCUACAAAGAGACUCAGGCUGCACUGCCUGGAGCACUGUGCAACCCUGGACAUGGGGCUGGUGGGGAGGGUAAGCCAGAGUGCAGUGGAGGGGUACAGCUACUCACUCCUGAAUCCUGGGGAACGCCAUUAACGGACCUCCGUCGUAAAGCUCCAUCACCAGGAGGGCCCUCCACCACCUCUGUUUUUGCCCCUUCUACUCCUUCUGCCACCUCACCCUCAGACACUGCUGUCGUCUGCUCUCCUUCUUCUUCCACCUCAGCCAAGAUCCCCACACCCAGACCCCAUGAGAGCCCCACAAUCCCCCCUCCACCUGUUCCCACUUUGCACCCGCCAGUCGGAGUUCCCUCGGGCAGCCCCCCCAUGGUAAUGACACCGCGGGGACCCAUGCCCUUGCCUCUUUUCAUGGAGCAUCAAAUGAUGCAGCAGAUUCGUCCACCAUUUCUUCGCCCAUCUGCCCACCCAGCAGGGCCCAACAGCCCACUUUCAAAUCCAAUAAUUCCUGGUAUUGGUCCACCACCUCCCACCAGAACCCUUGGUUCAGCAUCAAGCCCCAUGCACAGGCCCCUGCUGUCACAGCAUGCCCAUCCCUCAUCCAACCCCAACCCUGGCAUAAUGCCCCCCCACCCUGGUCUCCCUAUUCCAGGCCUGCCCCCUUUCUCCUCAGUCAACAUGAUGCCUAAUGGGCCCAUCCCCCUGCCACCAAUGAUUAACUUUGGCAUGCCAUCUUUGGCCCCACUGGUACCCCCUCCAACUCUCUUGGUCCCUUAUCCUGUCAUUGUUCCACUCCCUGUCCCAAUCCCUAUUCCAAUUCCAAUUCCCUUCAACCCUAAACCCUCCAGGGAGAGUAGUGGCUCCGUCCGCAGUGUUCUAGAGUCCUCAGAAGCUUCAGCUUCUGGGCCCCACUCUCCAGGUUCCUCUGGAGGUGACAGAGGGGAGCAGAAAGUAGAGCCUACUGGUGUGGAGUGUCUAUCUCCUGUACACUUAGAAACAAACAGGAUGCCUUUGGUAGAUUUGACAGUGAAGGCAGAGAACAAUUUGGGAAAUAUGUGUUUAACCAGACAGAUGGAGGGUGUGAUUGAUCUAACUGUGGGCCAGAAGACAUGCCAACAGCAGGUAAUUCAAAGAAUGCUACCUGGGGUCCAGGUCAAAGUAGAAGCAGAAGCUGAAUCAAGAUCUCCACCAGCUGCUGGGCUAGGCAGGGAAAGGCAGGGCAGUUGUGAUGGGGCAGAAGGGGCCCUCUCACAGGGCCUCCCCAGUGCUACAGAACUGGAAGAGGCCACUCAUUCAAACAUCCUGGAAUCAUCAGGCCCACCCUCCAACAACAGCAGCCUUUCUAGCAAUGCUGAUGCACCAGUGAGCCAUCUAAAUCCCUGUUUCUCCACCCUUACCCUAACACCCUUACCAAGCACAGUACGGAACCAGCCCCAACCCCUGUCCCAGCUGCAGACUAGCCCUGCCACACCAUGUAAUGUCAUAGUGAAUGGUACAGGAUGGCAUUCCCUUUUAACUCCUGCCUUUGAGUCUUGCUCUGACCAAGAAGGAGACGGAGUUGCAGGAGGAGGCGAGGCAGAGGAUCAGCCAGCCAACGGUGAGCUGGAGCAUGAGGCACUGAAAGAGAACAAUUGCUCAGUUGGCAAUUGGGAGCCAGGGAAGCGGGGAUCAGCACAAGAUGAGAUGAUGAGCACAGUGGAGGGAAAACCAGACCCUGACUCCAAUUUGGAGGAGGGCGAGCAUGCCUAUGCCCUGCCACUGCUGUCUACUGGAGGCUGUGUGGUUAUCCAGCCUGUGCCAAAGCCUGGCGCUGACAAGACAGCCAUCCUGUCCUGUUCCAUUAGUGCGCCUUUAUCAGCAGCUGGAAGCCCUGAGCUGGAGCCACCAAUGAAGAGGAGGUGUCUGCGAAUCCGCAAUCAAAACAAAUGAGAUGGAUGCUCUGAGGACCGCAGUGCCAUCAACGACACUCACUUGUCCACCCCCACCUCCAAAUCCCACCCCUCCCAACUACAGCUCAA
This is a messenger RNA of Monopterus albus (swamp eel), 3303 nucleotides long. RefSeq names its product sine oculis binding protein homolog (Drosophila) a (gene sobpa). Lineage: Eukaryota; Metazoa; Chordata; Actinopteri; Synbranchiformes; Synbranchidae. The record is from RefSeq and is a predicted model, not a curated record. Gene Ontology annotation, cellular component: nucleus. Bases 476 to 3214 code for a protein of 912 amino acids. The transcript is spliced from 8 exons. Gene Ontology annotation, biological process: animal organ development.